Cloeon dipterum is the source of this 741-nucleotide messenger RNA. RefSeq lists its product as uncharacterized. The record is from RefSeq and is a predicted model, not a curated record. NCBI's taxonomy places the organism in Eukaryota, Metazoa, Arthropoda, Insecta, Ephemeroptera, Baetidae. Bases 1 to 576 code for a protein of 191 amino acids. The transcript is spliced from 4 exons.
AUGGCGCCUCUAAGCAACAUAGAGGAACAUAGAGGAAAACCAUAUUUGCAUCCGCGGAAACAGCCUCGCUUCAGAAACUGGGACAAAAACGUAUCAGGAGUGGAAUUGCGGCAUUUGCGGAGCCAAAGCCUUUCAGACGAACAGGUGAUUCAGGUGUCUCGGACGGAGUGGCUGUUGUCCUCCGAGGAAGAGGGCAAAGUGUACGCCGUGGAAAGGGUUUUGCAGGACGACGAGGCGCUAAUCGACGCGCACAACGCGUCUUGCGAAUUUUGGGGCGUGGACGACGUCUACAACGUGAAUGAAGGCUACUGCAGGUCGUGCUUUAUCUGCUGUCAUGCGUACAACUGCGACUGUCGCGACGAGCACCCGAUUUGCAAGCACAUUCACAAGGUGCACGCUUACAAUGAGAAAAAAUUAGACGAGCAGAGACCACACGACGUGCAAAAGACAAUUGAAAAGGAUUUCGAAAUUUUGCAGCAAAUUAAAGAGUGCAUUAAAGAAGAGGAUAAGAUCCAUUUUUGUCUAUUUGUUAGUGACUUUGUGCGAAAAUUGCAAGAAAAUUUCAAUUUAAAAUAAUAAAAAUUGUUUAAACUUGUGUUGUAGUAGUUUAUAGUUAAUUUUAUUACUAAAACAUGCCUAUAGUCUGUAAUUUUCUUUCGAUUUGUGGCGAUGUUUAACCCUAUUUCUACCAAAUAAUAUUUUUGUUAUUGAGCUGAUCCGCAAUAAAAUUUAUUUCAUGGU